This is a messenger RNA of Notechis scutatus (mainland tiger snake), 1204 nucleotides long. NCBI's taxonomy places the organism in Eukaryota, Metazoa, Chordata, Lepidosauria, Squamata, Elapidae. The record is from RefSeq and is a predicted model, not a curated record.
AGCAACUUGCCCGGCCAAGUUGGGCAAAUUCAGGCAGAUCUUGGUCCUCCAAGGAAAACCUUUCCCAUCCUCCACAGCACCAAACUGGAUCGCGACGCUGACAGUAGGACAGGCUGGAGCCCAUGCCACAUAUUACCACAAAGCCAGCGACCAGUUGCAGGUGGGUGUGGAAUUCGAAGCCAGCAGCCGCAUGCAAGACACCAGCGCAACCUUUGGAUACCAGCUGGAUCUCCCCAAAGCCAACCUCCUUUUCAGAGGCUCCAUCGACAGCAACUGGAUCGUGGGGGCGGUCUUGGAAAAGAAGCUGAUUCCGUUGCCCCUCACGCUAGCGAUGGGCGCCUUCCUGAAUCACCGCAAGAACAAAUUCCAGUGCGGCUUUGGCCUGACCAUUGGUUAAACUGCCCUUCUCCUUCUCCCUCCUUCCUCCUCUUCCUCCUCCUCUUCUUCAGUGCAGUGCGUGGCCCCGUUGUCCUCCCGCCCUGCACCCUUGUCUGGCCAGAGGUAGCUGUUGGUGUGUGUGUGGGGGGGGGGGGGGGGAGGGGGGGGGGAGGGGGGGGGGGGGUGGAGAGCAGGAAGGAUGCCUUCCGCCUCCCACCCAUAAGGAGGGGUUGGCGGUUCUCGGAGGAGCUGGAGGAUGGGAGGGGGGAGGAUUUGGCCCAAUAUACGGUUCACAAGGUCCUCCGGGCAACGCUUUGCCGCCUCCUGCCACCAGGGGGUGCUCUAGCAUCGGGAAUGGGGAAAGGCCUCCUUUCCCAAGGAUGCCAGGGGGCUGUGGGGAGCUUAGCCCCCUCCCCCCCCCCCCCAUCAACCUCCCCCCCCCCCCAUAUUUCCCAUUUCCUCCCGUUUUAUUUCCCCCUCCAUCCAUCCAAGGAAGGAGAGAGAGCCAAACUUUUGACGGUUUUCCAAAGAGAAAAAUCCAUAGGACCUGCAUUUUGGGUUUUUUUAAACUUCCGUUCCCACUCUAUCGAACUUUCCCUUGUUUUUGUUUAUGGGGGAAUGUGGGGUUUUUUUGGGGGGGGUGGGUGGGGGGUUCUCGCUUCCCUCAUGGGUUUGCCAAAAGAUUAGCGGCAAUCGUGGUUCUGUCGGGCCUGUUUUGGGGGGCGCCCGGUUGCACCCUCCUUCCCUCUCUUCCUGCUGGGUUUGCCAAAAGGUAAAAUGGCAGUUGUGGUUUUAUCAGGCCUGUUUUGGGGGCACCCUUCCUUCC